Messenger RNA from Plasmodium adleri (nom. inval.), 2403 nucleotides. Its product is annotated as UTP--glucose-1-phosphate uridylyltransferase, putative. Gene Ontology annotation, biological process: UDP-N-acetylglucosamine biosynthetic process. Bases 1 to 2403 code for a protein of 800 amino acids. The record is from RefSeq and is a predicted model, not a curated record. The transcript has a single exon. Lineage: Eukaryota; Apicomplexa; Aconoidasida; Haemosporida; Plasmodiidae. Gene Ontology annotation, molecular function: UDP-N-acetylglucosamine diphosphorylase activity.
AUGCAAAAAAUUAAUGAAAUUAUGAACUCAUUGGGAGAAAAUAAAAAGUAUGUAGAAUAUUUAAUAAGAACCCAGCAAUAUGAAUUAUUAAGUCAUGAAGGGUUAAAUGAGAAAAAUAUUUAUGACAUAAUAAAUCAAAUAAAAGAAUUUGAAUUAAUAUAUCCUGAUGGUUUUAUUAAAUAUAUUGAAAAAGGAAAAGAAUUUUUAAAAAGAUCUCAAAUGAAUAUAAAUGAAUAUUAUAAUUAUAGUAUUGACAAACCAAAUAAUUUAAUAAAAAUAAAGUUUCAUCUUACUACUGAUAUUAUAUUAAAAAAAGAGGAUAUAAAAAAUAAUUUUCUUAAUGUAGAUAAUAAAUGGUUAUAUAAUAAUAAAAAUAAAAAUAUAAAUAAAAAUACUUCAUAUGAUUCUUAUCAUCCUUAUGAUAAUAGAACUAUAUUAAAUAACCAUCAUUGUGUUUCAUCCAAUGAUAAAAUGUUCGACAUAUAUAUUAAUAAACAUUAUCCUACAUAUGUUAAUGGCAUUAGACACAUUAAUGAUGAUCAAUAUAUUAAGAAAGAAUAUUAUAAUCAAGAUAAAAAAAUAAAAUAUGUAGAAGAAGAAAAUGUGUGCGAUAAUAAUUGUAGUUUCAUAAAUAUUAAUAAUAAUCAUAUAGGGUUAUAUGAAGAAUCAAACAUUUUGACAUUAGAAAAAUUUCUUUAUUAUGAAAAAAUAGGUUUAGAUCAUAUAGACAAAAUAUCAUUUAUUUUAUUAGCUGGAGGAUUAGGAGAACGUUUAAAACAUAAAGAUAUAAAAAUAAAACUAUUUACAAAUCUUAUAUCUGAACAGACUUAUAUUGAAUAUUAUUGUAAUCAUAUAAAAUGUUUUGAAAGAUAUAUAAAGAAUGAAAAAAAGAAAAAAAUGAAUAUUCCUUUUAUUAUCAUGUUAUCUGAUGAUACCUAUGAAAAAACUUUAUCCUUUUUUGAAGAAAAGAAUUAUUUUGGGUUAGAAAAAAAUCAAGUACAUUUUCUAAAACAGAAUAAAGUAUUUUGUUUUAAAGAUAAUCAAGGACAUUUAGAUUUUACAUAUAAAAAAAAUACAUUCAUCAUUUCAAAAAAACCACAUGGACAUGGAGAUAUACAUUAUUUAAUAAAUAAAUAUAAUAUAUUAGAUAAGUUAAUAAAGGAUGGAUAUAAAUAUUUAUUCUUCUUCCAAGAUACAAAUGCAUUAGCAUUAAAAGUUUUAUUUGUUUGUUUAGGUGUAUCUAUCCAAAAAGAAUUACAUAUGAAUUUCUUAGCUGUAUCUAGAAAACCUGGAGAAGAAAUAGGAACUCUAUGUACUUUGAAUAAUCAAGAAAAAUCGAUGACAAUCAAUUUAGAGUAUAAUAUAUUCGAUUCUUUAUUAUCAUCUAAUGGUAUCAAGGAAAAUAUACAGGAGGAUGGAUUUUCAUUAUAUCCUGGUAAUACAAGUGCUAUCUUAUAUGAAAUAAAUAAAUAUAAUGAUAUAUUAAAAAAAACAAAUGGAUGCAUACCAGAAUAUAUUAACCCAAAGUAUAUGGAUGAUACACGUGACCAUUUUAAAACUCCGACUAGGAUAGAAAGUAUGAUGCAAGAUAUAGCAUUGUAUUUUUAUGAACAUAAAAGGAAUAAAGAAACACAGGAAUGGACCCUAAUAGGUGACAAAAGGGAGGAAGUAAUAGGAAAAAAAGAAUCUAUGACAAUAUCAGAUAGUACUACCAUAAAUAAUAAUAUAUAUGAUAAUAAAAAGAACAAUAAUAUGGUUGAUAUAAAUCUAUAUAAUAUUACAAAUGUGGGAGUUACUGAAUUAGAUAGAUGGUUAUGUUUUUCUCCUGUUAAAAAUAAUUCAAUAAAUGCAUAUAAAAAGAUUUUAAAUAAUAUACAUCCAGAAUGUAUGUUUAGCGCAGAAACAGAUUUAUAUUAUAGUAACUGUAGAUUUAUACAAUUGGCAUGUAUAUAUAAUAAAAAGGAAUUUAUUUUAGAUAAAAUUCCUACAAAAACAUUUAAUGGUAUAUCAUAUUUUCUACCUCCUAAAAUAUUAAUAGAACCUGAUUUUUCAUUUACAUUAACACAUUUAAUAAAAAAAAUAAAAGGAAAUAUAACAAUAAAAAAUGGAGCAACAUUAUGGUUAAAAACAAAUGCUAUGAUAACAAAUCUUUAUCUUGAUGGUACCUUAAUUAUAGAAAAUAAAACAUAUCAAAAUAAAAAUUAUGAUCAUAUAUCCUUACCUAUCAUAUUAGAUCAAAAUGUAUAUAUAAAAAAUAAAGGAUAUAAAAUAGUACCAACAAAUGGUUUCUAUUAUAAUAAACAAAAAAAAUUCUCAGAUCAUAUCGAGCAAAAUAUUUAUGAAAAUAUUCAAAUUAGGGGCUAUAACAUAAUUAAAAAGGAAGCCCUAAUCAUAACAAACUAG